This is a messenger RNA of Anguilla anguilla (European eel), 1237 nucleotides long. RefSeq names its product ephrin-A1b (gene efna1b). The record is from RefSeq and is a predicted model, not a curated record. Gene Ontology annotation, cellular component: plasma membrane. The coding region runs from base 156 to 827 and encodes 223 amino acids. The transcript has 5 exons. Gene Ontology annotation, molecular function: ephrin receptor binding. NCBI's taxonomy places the organism in Eukaryota, Metazoa, Chordata, Actinopteri, Anguilliformes, Anguillidae. Gene Ontology annotation, biological process: axon guidance; ephrin receptor signaling pathway.
AACAAUUAUUGAAAAACAGCUAGGAUUGUUUUCCUCAAAUCCAUAUUAGCGGAACGCUCUUUUUAAAGUUUAUUUAGUUCAACUCGUGAAUAGACAUAACACACAUCUUCGUUUUCAUUACAAUUUCUAUUUGGCUUUUUGCGCACAAAUCUACAAUGGAAUUGGUCUGGUUGAUGUUCAUUGCAGUGAGUGUCGGCGCUUGGUUCGUGUCCGCGGAGAGGCAUAGCGUAUUUUGGAAUAGCACAAAUCCCAAGUUCCUGUGGGAGGAGUACACGGUGGAGGUGCGCAUUAACGACUACCUGGACAUCGUGUGCCCCCACUACCAGCGCGGCGAGGUGCCUUCCCAGGAGGCCGAGCGCUACGUGCUGUACAUGGUGGAGCGGGAGGACUACGAGGCCUGCCGCUCGCAGUCCGUCAGCCAGCUUCGCUGGGAGUGCGCCCGCCCCUUCGCCCCCCACGCCCCCGAGAAGUUCUCCGAGAAGUUCCAGCGCUUCACUCCCUUCACCCUCGGCAAGGAGUUCCGGCAGGGAGAGAGCUACUACUACAUCUCCAAACCCCUCCACCACCACGGGCAGGAAUGCAUGCGACUGAAGGUGACCGUCGUUGGGCCUAAAGGGUCGGAGGAAACCAAGGUGCGCGGAGGACCCGAAGGAGGAACAGGUGGAGGAGGAGUGCACGUUUCAUCCAACAGACUUCCUGCAGAUGACCCUGCAGUGAAUUCUCCAGAAGUGCAGAAAAGUGUGGGAACAGGUUCUGCAGUGCAGCUGGCUUCAAUGUCUGCCCUUUUGACAUUGGUACCAGUCUUGCUGUCAUUAUUAUUGCAAUGAAAUUGCGAAAAAAAGAACUACAAAUCCCAGAGACAUUUUACAGGGAAAAUGGACUACAUUGACGGAGGUCUGUGGUGGACCUGGCAAUGCAUAAACAAUCUUCAAGGCCAAUGCUGGACAUUGGUGAAGUGGAGUGGAAAAAAGCUUUUUUUUUUAAAAAGACACAUUUUUUUAUACAAGUGUGAACAGAAUGUUUUGUCGUGUGAUUUGAGUUGCGUUUUGUGAGAUUGAAUGGAUUCUUUUUUUUAAAAAGGACAUCAGUGUAUUUUCUUGGAAGGAUCUCUUAUUUUUCCCGUGUUUUUAAGUGGAUAAUUUCCCCCUUUGCCCUCUCUUUUUAUUCUUGUUGCUUGGACUAAGCUGGAACUAAACUCAAACUCAAAAGAAUGAACUGGAGAAAAUAACUGGAAUAA